Molecule: messenger RNA, 3729 nt
Organism: Rana temporaria (common frog)
Lineage: Eukaryota; Metazoa; Chordata; Amphibia; Anura; Ranidae
Gene: MYO1F
Product: myosin IF
Exons: 28
Coding region: 166-3447 (1093 amino acids)
Biological process (GO): actin filament organization; vesicle transport along actin filament
Cellular component (GO): myosin complex; microvillus; vesicle
Molecular function (GO): actin filament binding; ATP binding; microfilament motor activity
Source: RefSeq, a predicted model, not a curated record
GCUGACUGACAGUGAAAGGAACUUCUGCAAGACUAGUUUUCAGUAAACGAUAUACAGAAGCACAAGGGAUAAUCCAUUCAGCAACAUGUGGAUAACAAUGGCAUUUUAGGAUCAAGGACUUAAUCCAUCUGCAACAGAAUCACGAGAGCAGGGAUCCAUCAGGCAAUGGGUAGCAAAGAACGGUAUCACUGGCAGAGCCAAAAUGUCAAGCAAAGUGGAGUUGAUGACAUGGUCUUGCUUUCAAAGAUCACAGAGGAUGCUAUUGUGGAUAACCUUAAGAAAAGAUAUAUGGAUGACUAUAUUUUUACAUAUAUAGGCUCUGUCCUCAUCUCUGUUAACCCCUUUAAGCAGAUGCCUUAUUUCACAGAUCGAGAAAUUGAAUUAUACCAAGGGGCUGCACAGUAUGAGAAUCCUCCCCAUGUCUAUGCAUUAACAGACAACAUGUAUCGUAACAUGCUGAUUGAUAGCGAGAACCAAUGUGUCAUCAUCAGUGGCGAGAGUGGAGCAGGAAAAACUGUGGCUGCAAAGUACAUUAUGGGCUACAUAUCCAAAGUGUCUGGAGGAGGAAGCAAAGUGCAGCAUGUAAAAGAUAUCAUUCUCCAGUCUAACCCUCUUCUUGAAGCCUUUGGCAAUGCCAAGACGGUCAGAAACAACAAUUCAAGUCGAUUUGGUAAAUACUUUGAAAUACAGUUCAGCCGUGGAGGGGAGCCAGAUGGAGGCAAAAUAUCAAACUUUCUGCUGGAAAAAUCCCGUGUUGUUAGCCAGAAUGAAAGUGAGCGCAAUUUUCAUGUCUUUUACCAGCUGAUAGAGGGAUCUUCUCCAGACAUGAAACAAAAUUUGGGCAUUAUGAAUCCAGAUUACUAUUUCUACUUAAACCAGUCAGAUACAUAUAAAGUGGAUGGGACAGAUGAUAAAAAUGACUUCUGUGAAAUGAUGAAUGCCAUGCAGGUCAUUGGUAUUUCUGGAGAACACCAGCAGAUGGUCCUACAGAUAACAGCGGGCAUCUUACAUCUGGGAAACAUCAGCUUCCAAGAACAAGGAAACUAUGCCAUGGUGGAAUGUACUGAUUUGCUGGCCUUCCCUGCCUACCUGGUUGGUAUAGACAAAGACCGCCUAAAUGAUAAACUCACCAGCCGUAAGAUGGAUAGUAAGUGGGGGGGACGUUCUGAGUCCAUCACAGUUACUUUAAAUGUGGAACAAGCGACUUAUACAAGAGAUGCUCUGUCCAAAGCUUUGUAUUCCCGAAUGUUUGAUUUCCUGGUGGAAUCAAUUAAUAGGGCAAUUCGAAAACCCCAUGAAGAAUUCAGCAUUGGAGUAUUAGAUAUCUAUGGGUUUGAAAUUUUUCAGAAAAAUGGCUUUGAACAAUUUUGCAUCAAUUUUGUAAAUGAAAAACUGCAACAGAUCUUCAUUGAAUUGACGUUAAAAGCGGAGCAGGAUGAAUACGUUGCAGAAGGCAUUAAAUGGUCUCCAAUUGAAUACUUCAAUAAUAAGGUGGUGUGUGACCUCAUUGAGAACAAAUUGAAUCCUCCAGGAAUCAUGAGCGUGCUAGAUGAUGUUUGUGCCACUAUGCACGCUACAAGUGGGGGUGCAGACCAGACCCUGUUACAAAAACUCCAAGCUGCUGUGGGGACGCAUGAACACUUUAAUAACUGGAAUUCUGGCUUUGUUAUUCACCAUUAUGCUGGAAAGGUAUCAUAUGAUAUUGAGGGUUUCUGUGAGCGAAAUCGAGAUGUUUUAUUCAUAGACCUCAUUGAAUUAAUGCAGAGCAGUGAGUUCAAUUUUAUACAGAUUCUUUUCCCGGAAAAACUGGAUACAGACAAGAAAAGUAGACCAACAACAGCCAGCUCGAAAAUAAAGAAACAAGCCAAUGAUCUUGUAAAUACCCUGAUGAAGUGCACACCUCAUUAUAUUCGCUGUAUCAAGCCAAAUGAGACAAAGAAGUCUAAAGACUGGGAAGAGAGCAGAGUCAAACAUCAGGUUGAAUAUCUAGGCCUAAAGGAGAACAUUCGUGUACGUCGUGCUGGCUUUGCUUAUAGAAGGGUUUUCAAUAAAUUUCUUCAGAGAUACGCUAUCCUGACACAGGAAACAUGGCCCAAAUGGCGAGGGGAUGAACGGCAAGGAGUGCAGCAUCUCUUGAGGUCUGUAAAUAUGGAUGCUGAUCAGUACCAAAUGGGAAGAACCAAGGUGUUUGUAAAGAAUCCAGAAUCGCUCUUCUUACUAGAGGAAAUGAGAGAGAGAAAAUUUGAUACCUUUGCCAGAACCAUCCAAAAAGCUUGGAGACGAUACAUUGCUAAGAGAAAGUAUGAGCAAAUGAGAGAAGAAGCCUCCAACAUUUUGUAUGGCUCCAAAGAGCGCCGCAGAAAUAGCAUCAAUCGCAAUUUUGUGGGAGACUACUUGGGCAUGGAGGAUAAGCCAGAGCUUCGCCAGUUUAUGGGCAAGCGAGAAAGGAUAGAUUUUGCUGACUCCGUCAACAAAUAUGACCGACGGUUUAAGUCUAUAAAGAGAGAUGUUAUUCUCACUCCAAAAUACCUUUACUUGAUUGGACGUGAAAAGGUCAAAAAGGGACCAGAGAAGGGACAGAUCAAAGAAGUUUUGAAGAAAAAAAUUGAAAUACAAUCUAUUAAAUGCAUUUCUCUAAGCACCCACCAAGAUGAUUUCUUUAUCUUGAAUGAAGUGGAAUCUGACACCCUCUUGGAGUCUAUGUUCAAAACUGAAUUAAUUAGUCUGAUGUGCAAGCGAUAUGAGGAGCUAACCAGGAGUAAACUAAACCUGAAUUUUGCUGACACACUACAGCUUAGAGUGAAAAAAGAAGGCUGGGGAGGAGGUGGCACACGAAGCAUUUCAUUCCUUAGGGGACAAGGAGACAUUUCUCAGCUGAAACCAGGAGGGAAGUACCUAACAAUAAGUAUCGGAGAUGGACUCCCCAAGAACUCCAAGCCUACAAGAAAAGAAAUAAAACAAAUUCGCUCACAGAGACCACCGCCUAAUCGUCCAGCUCCUGCUCCCCCUGGUUCUGUUAGAAAUGGGGCUCCUCAGUUCAAUUCUGGGCAUUCCAGAAAUCCUACUUACUCUCAGGCCAAGCGACAGGGCAGAGCUCCACCGUCUACUGCCCUCCCUCGACAAUCAGCACCUAGGAAAAGCCGUACACCAUCUGAACACAACAUGGAGUUCCUUAAUGUACCAGACCAGGGUGUUGCUGGGGCACAAAGGAGAAGGAGUGUCGGUCGUCGACCUCCACCUGGAGUAGGCCAUCCAAAACCUCAGGCCAGGCCUGUUCAUCCUCGCUGCAGAGCUGUUUACCAGUACAUUGGACAAGAUGUUGAUGAGCUAAGCUUCAAUGUUAAUGAUGUUAUUGAUCUUUUGAUGGAAGAUGUUUCUGGUUGGUGGAAAGGAAGAUUUAAUGGAAAGGAAGGACUUUUUCCAGGAAAUUACGUUCAGAAAAUAUGAUACUAUAUAUAAUCCUUCCCGAUACACACAAACAUGAAGAAUAUUCAGUGUAUUGAGAAAAAGACUUCCCAAAAAGAAAGCUUCCUAACAAUACAGUUUUUAACGAUUAUCAAAUGCAUUGUGUAAUGCUAUUACUGGAGCAUUGGCCAAGGGGUUUACAUUUCUGUUCAAGAACAUUUUAACUUUGCCUUUAUUGAAAGCCAUGUAAAUUAAAAGUUCUGAUGGGUUUCUGUCUCUAUGUACAUUAUCCAUAAACAAUCAUUAUUAUUUUUUUGCGUCAAA